CUUUCCCUUUCCUUCUCAAAGUAGUAAAUUAUAAUAAUAAAACAUCUUCUAUAAUUUUCCAUCAUUUUCUUGGUAACCAACCAAACUCCAACGGACCCCAAAAUUUAUCAAAUAUUUCAUAUCAAACUUACUUUGCCUUCUUCUUUAUCUUAGAAUAUGAUAUUUUGCUUAGCUAAUUUUGUAGGUUUUCUUUCUAGGGUUGCUUUAGUAUUAGUAAAUUGAAUUUUGAAUCGUUAUAGUUCUCGAAUUUCGGGUAGGUUUAUUGGAGUACAUUUGAUGGAUCUUUUAUUCAAUAAUUAAAAUUAAUUUUUUUUUGGGGUUCUAUUGGCUUUUGGCAUUUGUGUUAUUGCUAAUUUUUCUAGAAAUUUAGGUGUUUUUAAUUGAUGGUGGAUCGAAACUCGACUGCUUCAAAGCCUAUAUGGAUGAAACAAGCCGAAGAGGCCAAGCUGAAAAGUGAGGCCGAAAAAGCUGCUGCUGCUAAAGCAGCUUUCGAAGCCACAUUCAAAGAUGUGGAUAAGAAUCGUAACGAUGAAAUGGUGGCAGCUUCAUCGGAUAGUGAGUCUGAGGACACCGGUGACUUGGUGAACAAGCCAAUUGGUCCUGUGGAUCCUUCCAAGUGCAUGGCAGCGGGGCCAGGAAUAGCAGGUGGCACCGCCUGUGCAGCCUCCACGUUUAUGGUGGUAACAAAGGAUGCUGAUGGGAGGAAAGUGCUGAUUGGGGGUGCGCUGGUUAAGGUGAAGGUUUCGCCAGGUGUGGGUGUUGGGGGUUUGGAACAGGAGGGCGUUGUGAAGGAUAUGGGAGAUGGGACUUACACAGUGACUUAUGUGGUGCCUAAGAGAGGGAACUAUAUGGUGAGCAUUGAGUGCAAUGGGAAACCCAUCAUGGGUAGUCCAUUCCCAGUGUUCUUCAGUGCAGGUACUUCUACUGGGGGGAUACCAGGGGUGGCUCCUGCAUCCACUUAUCCAAGUCUGGUCAACCAAACCAUGCCCAACAUGCCAAACUACACGGGAUCUGUUUCUGGAGCUUUCCCUGGCUUAUUGGGAAUGAUCCCGGGCAUUGUUUCUGGUGCUUCAGGUGGUGCUAUUUUGCCGGGAAUGGGGGCAUCUCUUGGGGAAGUUUGUGGAGAAUACCUCAAUGGCCGAUGUACUAAAACUGAUUGCAAAUUGAACCAUCCUCCCCACAAUUCGCUGAUGACUGCUUUGGCUGCAACAACCAGUAUGGGGACUCUCAGUCAGGUUCCUAUGGCACCUUCUGCAGCUGCAAUGGCUGCAGCUCAGGCUAUUGUUGCUGCUCAGGCCCUUCAAGCUCAUGCAGCUCAGGUGCAAGCACAAGCUCAGUCAACCAAAGAUUCAUCUGAUUCUCUUGACAAAGUUGGGAAGGCUGAUGCAUUGAAAAGAACCCUACAAGUUAGCAAUCUUAGCCCACUUCUCACAGCAGAGCAGUUGAAGCAGCUUUUUAGCUUCUGUGGUACAGGUGUUGAGUGUACAAUCACUGAUUCAAAGCAUUUUGCUUACAUAGAAUAUUCAAAACCUGAGGAAGCAAUAGCUGCUUUGGCAUUGAACAAUAUGGAUAUUGGUGGUCGACCAUUAAAUGUGGAGAUGGCCAAAAUGCUUCCUCAGAAAACAGCAAUUUCAUCGUUGGCUUCAUCAUCUCUGCCUAUGAUGAUGCAGCAAGCUGUUGCCAUGCAACAGAUGCAAUUCCAACAGGCUUUGCUUAUGCAACAAACCUUGACUGCUCAGCAGGCAGCUAACCGAGCUGCAAGCAUGAAGUCUGCAACCGAGUUAGCUGCAGCAAGAGCUGCAGAAAUAAGUAAGAAGCUAAAAGCUGAUGGACUUGUGACUGAAGAGAAGGAAACAAAGAGUAAAUCUAGGUCACCAUCCAUUUCUCAUGAAAGGUCAAGAUCCAAAUCAAAAUCACCCCUUAGUUAUCGGAGAAGGUCAAAAUCAAAGUCUAGAUCACCAAUCAGGUACCGACGAAGGUCAAUGUCCAAGUCAAGAUCACCAAUCAGUUAUAGGCGAAGGAGGUCUCGCUCUUAUUCACCUCUGCCUCAUUUUCAACGAGACCGUAGGUCCAAAUCACCUGUCAGAUCUCAUCGUCGUUCAAGGUAUGAUAGUGAACGGCUAUAUAGAGAUAGGGAUGAGAGUGACAGGAGUAGGAGACAAGAUAUGGAUAGAUCACGUGAUCGUCAUUCAUCUAUUUCAAGGAGAAAUAGGAGUAGGAGUACUAGUCCUCGAACAAGAAAAUCACCUCCUGUUGAUUCAGACUCCCCAAAACAUAGCAGAGAAAGUUCACCAAGGGUGAGGAAAUCAUCUCGUUCUGGUUCAAGAUCACCAAGGCGUGAUAGAAGUAGGUCAUCCCCAAAGAAUGAUGAUGAAAGCAAAUUGAAAAACAGAAAGCACUCUAGGUCAAAAUCUAUUGAUUCUGAUAACAAAAAAGAUGAAAUCUUGGAUAAAAAAUCAAAGCACCACAGCAGAAGGCAUUCCGGGUCAUUAUCUUCAGAAGGUAAGCAUCGAGGAAGAAGCUGGUUUUCUGCAAGUUCAGACGAAAACAAAUCAAAACACAGAAGGCAAUCCAGGUCAGUUUCUGUCGAAGGCAAGGUUCGCUCCUAUAGAAAAAUUGAUGAAAUGAGAAAAGAUGAGUUGAGACAUAGUGAUCGAAGGCGAUCCCGGUCCGGAUCUGCUGAAGGUAGGCAUUACACCAAUGAGAGGAGAGAUAGAAGCAGAGAUAAGAAGUCUAAGCAUCGGGAUAGAAGACACUCGAGGUCAAGAUCUGCUGAUGGCAAGCAUCACAGAAGAAGCAGGCUGUCCCCCAGAAAUUUGGAUGAAAAUAAAUCAAAACAUCUAAGGUGCUCCAGUUCAAAGUCUACUGAAGUCAAGCAUCAUUCUAUUGAUAAAAUAGAUGAAAGAUCAAAGCACCAUGAAAAAAAUUAUUUAUUAUCUGCUGAAGGUAGGCCUCCUAAAAGAAGCAGAUCUUCUCUGAGAAGUUUUGAAGAUAAUGAUUCAAGAUACAGAAGGCACACUAGGUCAAAGUCAGCAGAAGGGGAUGAUGGAAUGUUGGUUUCAAAAGAGGAGGCUUAUGAUUCUAAAGUUUCGGUGAAUGAUGAUCAGGAAUUGAAGAGCAAAUGUUUACCACCAUUUGGCAGUGAUGAAGGACUCUCACCAAAUAGCAGAUUGGAUGCAGAUGAACUAAACAAACUUGAAAGAUUAAGUGGAUCAGAAGAUCAUUCCAUUUCUCCUCAGCGGAAAUGAGCUGCAGGUUUUAGUUGUAGAACUGGACCUUGGGGGAUUUCUGUGAUCAAAGCUGUUCCAAGCUGUCUGACUUCUGAGUCUGCAAUUUAGGCUUGGUCCAGUUCAAGCUUGAUCAGAUAUGAACAACUUUUGAGUUUAAUGAGCUUUUGGCUUCUAAAUGAACGGCAGUUCACUUAAGAGAUUGCUUUGUGUUUGUUUUGGUGCUUGGAUUUUUCAGCGAUUUGCUGUUACUUCAUAAAUGUAUGCCCGUUGUGCUCUUUUAUCCUUUGCAGGCUUGUGGAACAGAUUGGAAUUGAAGUCUCUGAGCUGACAUUUACAAUGGAUAAAGUAUUUCAAGCAGUGUUCUAUCAGCUGCAAUCGACCAUGCAAUGUUUGUAGCGAGCUUCUUUGACUGCUAGAUGUAUGUUGAAACAUUAUCUUUAUUGCUGAACUAUGAAUUUAUUAUGUGUUUAUUUGAAAGUUAUCCUCUCUGCCUCUGGAUUGAAUUCUUUAUGUUUGUGUAUGUACUAGCAAGCGUGCAUCUAUCUGAAGUCUGAGGUCCUCCAAACAGUUGAUUGUAGAAUAGGGACUUGCUAUCUUCUAGUCUAGAAAAUGAAAAUGCUCAAUAUUGAGAAGUUUUAUCUUACUGUGGGCCUGUUUCCGUGUGCACCAUUUACUUAGUUUGUUUUUGAUAUGCCUUCUUUCACUCCUGGUCUUUAUUUUCUUCCAAGUUACCUUUUUCUACUAACAGACGUGAUGUCCUACAACUUUUGGCCUUUCAUUGAUAUGCUUGAUCAUAGGUUCCAUUUUUAUUUGCCUUUGAUGGUCUGGAUGGCCUGUUGUAUCCCAAACUCAUGCAGGUUAUAUACAUCGUUUUCCUGUUGGAGCUGUCAGUGAUAAGUUUGGAGAGUUGAUUUUUACUUGAUCUAUGUGAAGGUAUGCAGUUGCUUCGUGGCAGAGAGCUAUGUUAUAAAUUUCUAUUAACAUUGUUGAAAUUUAUAUAGUGUUGAUUGAUACAAAUAACAGUGUAUGCAUUUCUGUGCUUCUGUCUGCAAUAUCUUUUUUCUGUUGUAUUAUAAACAUGGUUCUUUACUCGUCCCAUCCUUUUCACUUGCCCCUUUUUUUUCUUUCUUUUUUUUCCCUGUUUGUUUUUCCUCCUUUCCAAGGAAAGUUCUUGGCCAAAGCUACUUUGAGGUCCUGUGUAACCAGAUACCACCAUGAUGAAUAACGUCUCUAUUUGAUCCCCAUAGCAAAUUGGUUGAUCAUUCUACUUAAUUUAUCAUUUUUCACAGGUAAUCUUCCAUGACACUGCCUGGCUGAGUUUUGUUUUAUGAUAGUAUUUAGUAAGUUGGAUUUGCUUGCAUUUAUGUCCUACGCAUUAAUUCUUUGGCUAUGGUAACUUUUUUUCUGGUUGAUCAGCAAAAUUCUGUUGAUUGACUGAAGCAAUUGGAAAUCUUUAAAUUCUGUUUUCUUGCAUAGUUAACACCUGGAAAACUUCAUCUAACCAAUUGAGACAUUAUUUGGUCCUUUUUGGGGCUAGCUUGGAGUUAAAGACUGUUUUUUUGUUUUAAGCAUUUGGGAUUGGUAGGGAGUUCAUUGUAUGUUAAAUUUAAUGACUAAAUGCAUUUGUUUUGGUUGUUGAUGGCAUAUGGUUUUGCACUCAACUAGAACUGUGAUGUUAGCAUCUAGUGCUCACUUAUUUUUUCCCCCUUCCGUUCCUUUUUCCAGGUUUUUUUUUCUUUUCCCCCUCCCUUUUUUUCCUGUUUCCUUUUUUUAUUUUAGGACAAGGCAUGGAUAUGGUGCUAUAAGAGCUCAGCCUUGGUCUCAAAUUCUAUGGAAAUGUUUGAGUGGCAUGAAGCAGAUGACAAAAUGUUGUUGCGUUUCACACAACUUAUUAAUUCCCUCAACCCUGCCCCAUCUCUCUCUCACUCGCUUCUCCUAUUGCUGUAGUUUCGUACUGUUUUUCUCUCAUUUUUUUGCGUUGUCAUAGUCAUUUGAAGAUGCUGGCUGCCAUGAUUGAGCGAUCUAGUGAAAGGAAUAUGUGAUGAGCUGAUGUCAAGCUGUAGUUCCUAAUAUUGUCUGCCACCUUAUAAACUUAAAUAGAACUGCAAUUUAAGAAAUUUUUGCGUUGAAAUCUAUCACCCUCAGUCAGUCUGUGCCUCUUACCCUAUUUAUUUAUUUAUUUAUAUUUUUACUACAAUCUAAGCAA
Messenger RNA from Durio zibethinus, 5436 nucleotides. NCBI's taxonomy places the organism in Eukaryota, Viridiplantae, Streptophyta, Magnoliopsida, Malvales, Malvaceae. The record is from RefSeq and is a predicted model, not a curated record.